CUGAUUUGUAUCUAAAAUAUAAACAUUUCAAAAUUGUGAUGUGCAUUAAUGUGACACGAAGAAAGUUGAAAAUCGGCUUUGUAAAGCUUGAAAGUUAAGAAACAACCUCGUUACUGCGCAUACUCAGUGUGAAAUCUGUUAUUAUUGAGAAGGCCGCACUACUUUUGAGAAUGAAUGAAACUCUUUUUAGUGUAUCUCGCAGUAAGAAACUCUUUUUGGUUUCUUCUCGCAGUAAAAUUUCUUCAGUGGCUUUAUGAGUUACUUGUUUUUUUCAUAGAAAGUUUUAUUUAUAAAAACUCGGAGACUUUUAGUUUAGUGCAUUUUAUUUGGAAUAUUUACGAAAUUGAAUAUUUGGAUCUAGUUAAGACAAUUUUUAUUUUUGGAUAUUUUACUAAAGAAGAUUAUUUACUGCAUUCACAUAGAAAGAUUGCUUCCAAUGAGCUCAUGUUUAGAGAAAUUACAUUCUCUAACAAGAUAAUUUAUUCUUGAGAAAUCUGAAGACAUGUUUGUAGAGGCUCUUUAAUCUCGAUCUCAUAGGAAUUGUGUUGGAUAUUCCUGAAUUGUUUACUUGUGGAUUACAUCCUCUGAUUGGCCUCCAUGAUGGUCGAAGGAUGCGCCAAAGGGGUGAAGUAUGGCCUCUUCGUCGCCAAUGCAGUUAUACUCAUUGGAGGCAUUGUUGUAUUCAGCGUGGGAAUUUGGACGCUCGUAGACAGGUCAUUUAUGGAAAGACUGUUAGGAAGUGACUUGUAUGUAAGUUCAGCAUCAAUACUUAUUGCAACUGGGAUCAUUGUCAGUAUAAUUUCUUUCCUUGGCUUUGUGGGAGCAUUUAAAGAAAUAAAAUGUAUGCUACUAACGUUUUUCAUCAUUCUCUUCAUGAUAUUCAUUGUAAUGCUUGUAGGAGGAAUUCUGGGAUAUGUUUUUAGAAGCGAAGUAGAUGACCGUAUGUCAAACGAGAUGCUGAUGACCAUCAAGCUGUAUCAGAAUGAUACUCAAGUCACUGAUGCUUGGGAUGCAGUGCAUACCAUCUUUCAGUGCUGUGGCAUGUCGAUAGAAAAAAAUCCAGGCUAUAUGAUAUGGUCAAAGCGCAACGCUCACUUUGGAGGAAUUUACAAGAUACCAGCUACAUGCUGCAAAACCAAAGAUGAGGGAUUGCGAGAUAACUGCCAAAAAGAUCCCAACGAUAGCAAUGCUUAUUUGGAGGGAUGUUAUGAGAAGAUGAAAGAUUUUGUUGAAAGACAUGCCAAAAUAGUUGGAGGUAUUGGAGUUGGAAUAGCUUGCUUAUUACUUGUUGGCAUGGCCCUAUCUUGUGCUUUGUUCUGUCUUAUCAAGUAAAACCAUUUUUGGAAGUGUGUUGCAUGCGUGUGGAUGAAAGAAGUCAGAAUGGAACACUUAACAUUUUUGAGAUUCCUUCCCGUCUUCAAGCAGCCAUCCGUAAAGAAAAAAAGACCAUGAGCAGUUUUUACAGUCAGCAACAUCAAACCAUUUUUCUUGCUUUCAAUGUACUCUAGAUUAAAACUACUCAGAACAAUAAUUGUAUAGUUAUACCAUUCUUCCUUGCACAUUAUUUUCAUUCAAACAUUUUCAGAUAUGCACAUUUGUAUAUUAUUCCCUAAUUUUGUGUCAACUUAUAGAAUUUUAAUUUGCCAUUAGACAUACUAACAAAUCUGAAUCAUAUGUUAAUAUAUCAAAUUCAUGUCUUAGCAUUUUAAUUUAAAGAAAGGAAAAUGGACUUGAUGAUUUUUACCAAUGUAACCAGCUGCUGAAGAGCUCUCCGAAAAUAGUAUUACACCGUUGUUCAAAAAAAGAAAAAAAAAGAAAGAAAAACCAUAAUAUCCGUUCCAUGUAAAGUGAUAAAUCUUGUUAUAAAUAUCAAAAUAAAGAGCGAUUUUUACCAUGUUAAAAUUGGUUUCGCUGAAUACAACUGUUUGAACUUUAAAUAUUUAUUACCGUUGAUAUUCAAGUUAUAAAAAUUAAUAUUAGCUGUUUUCAGACAAGUUCUUCAGUUUUCCUUCCAAAAGUGCCUUUUUUACAUUGCCCAAACCUUUAACAUACGAAAUAUCCUUCAUGUUCUGUUGCCAUUGCUUCCAUUUUUCAUAACUUGUUAACAAAAAGUUUAAACUACUGUGUGAUAUGCGGAGGUCUGUCUUGAAACGUUAAUACUAUGCAAUUUUAAAAUUGCAUUCAAUAUAUCAGUAUUAUUUUACAAUAGUGCUGAAAGUAGUUCUACAUGCAUUUAUGCUGGAUUUGCAAGUGGACCACAACAAAAUGUUUGGUCAAAUAACUCACCAGUUUUAGAAUUUACUAUCUUAAUGAUUCGGUGACUGAGCACCUCACAGUUUAAGAUGAAGUAUUUAAAAGCAGUGUUCUAUUAAAAAUGAUUCAUGCUUUUAAUUAAUAUUUUUUUCUACGUGGUUACUAAUAUAAUUUAGUCACUGUUCUUUAAUCACAAAUAUUUAUGUGAAUGUUGCAAUAGUUAAAAAUUCAUUUAUAUUGGAAAGACAAACAUUCCUUAACUAUUUUUAUGACCACAGAUUUCUUUCCACGUAUAUUUUUGAUGUAAAGAGACAAAAAUGAUACCUUGCUUUUAGGCAAAGAUUAAUAUUGUUGAUGAUGAUCAAAACUAGUCUAAGUCUAAUAAGUUUGAUAUAUGCUAGCUUUAAUCAAAACCAGUGAUAUGCUAUUUACCAUUUCAGUAAUUAAUAAAAAUAUGCAAAGCAAUCGUGUAUUGCUAAUAUUAAACACGAAUUAGCAUUGUAAAAUCUACAAUACAUAUAAUAAAUUAAUUCAAUGUCUAUAAUUUGUAAUUAAAUGUUUUAUGUACUGUACAUGAAUCACACAUUAAAUUUAUAUGCAUGAAAUAUGUAUAACAAGUAUUUACAAAAAGAGUAAUCUAUGCACAUCAAAUAAUCAUGGUGUUCCCGUCCCAAAACUAUCAAUGUAUAUAUGACAGCAAUGUUUGCCUUUCCAGAAGAUGUUAAAUUUUUACUCUAAUGAUAAUGUAGAAUAUUUAAAGAUAUUUAUUGUAAAAAAUUAUUUAUGGCUCAUCGGUAACUUAUUAGCACAAUUUGUACAUGGAACAACUCAAAGUAGUAAAAUGCUAUCAUUGACAUUUUAAUUUUUCUUAGAUAUAGAUUUGUGUGUAGCUUAAAUAUAAUUGUAUUUGAAUGUUAUAUUUGUGGUUGUAUAAAUGUGUAUUUGAAUUUGUUAUUUAAAUAUCGUUUAAUAACUAUUUAUUUUAAUUGUAAAAAUGUGCUGUUUAUAAAUUUGUAGAUAAAUCUCAUUGAAUGGCGAUUCCAACUUAUGAAUAGAUUUUAUCUCUGACCAAAAAUUCAUCAGUUUAAAAUUUGUUUAGCAAUUACUACAGUUUUGUAACAUACAAUUUUACUAUUUAGAACUGCUUCUAGAGUUAAAAAGAAGCGCAUUGUGAAUGUAUUUAAAUUUGCAGUAUUUGUUCAUGCAUAAUGUUCCUGUUUACUUAAGUAAAUAAAUAUUUAUGCACUGAUUUUUAUUAGAAACACUGAAAAUAAGUUGUCUUGUUAUAUGUUUCAUGUCAGUUCUUUGAGUGUAUAUUAAAUGAUUUUAUUGGAAAA
This is a messenger RNA of Parasteatoda tepidariorum (common house spider), 3590 nucleotides long. Its product is annotated as CD151 antigen. Gene Ontology annotation, cellular component: plasma membrane. NCBI's taxonomy places the organism in Eukaryota, Metazoa, Arthropoda, Arachnida, Araneae, Theridiidae. The record is from RefSeq and is a predicted model, not a curated record.